Messenger RNA from Lycium barbarum (goji berry), 489 nucleotides. RefSeq names its product glycine-rich cell wall structural protein 1-like. The transcript has a single exon. The coding region runs from base 1 to 489 and encodes 162 amino acids. The record is from RefSeq and is a predicted model, not a curated record. Lineage: Eukaryota; Viridiplantae; Streptophyta; Magnoliopsida; Solanales; Solanaceae.
AUGAGAUGCAAGUUGAUGCUUGUUGUUGUUCUGGGAGUUCUAGUGCAAACUUCCUCUGCAAGAAAGCUUCUCGAGAAUCCAUUAUUACCUAACUUCAACGGUGGAUUUGACCAAAUUUUAGGAGGUCUUGGUGGUGGUGGUGGUGGUGGCGGCGGCGGCGGUGGUGGCGGCGGCGGAGGAGGUACUAAUGGUGGAUUUGGUUCUGGCUUCGGAUUUGGCGAGGGUCAUGGAUCGGGUGCAAAUAGCGGAUUUGACCAAAUUGUAGGAGGUCUUGUUGGUGGCGGUGGCGGCGGUGGUGGUGGUGGAGGUGGAGGAGGUAGUGAUGGUGGAUUCGGUUCUGGCUUUGGAUAUGGCGGGGGUCAUGGAUCGGGUGCAAAUGGUAGCGGCGGUGGAGGUGGAGGUGGAGGUGGCGGCGGCGGCGGUGGUCAAAAUGGUGGUAGUGGUUUUGGCGGCGGAGCAGGAUGGGGCCAUGGUGGUGUCGGCAAUUGA